Aspergillus brunneoviolaceus CBS 621.78 is the source of this 1328-nucleotide messenger RNA. Its product is annotated as NAD-dependent epimerase/dehydratase family protein. The record is from RefSeq and is a predicted model, not a curated record. Lineage: Eukaryota; Fungi; Ascomycota; Eurotiomycetes; Eurotiales; Aspergillaceae. The transcript is spliced from 3 exons. Bases 126 to 1250 code for a protein of 374 amino acids.
GUGCGGGGUGUGCCUGUCAACAAACUGCCACUUAACACGAGCUAGUUCACUAUCUGAACAAAGCUGAAGCUUCUCUUCUGUCUCAACUCCUAUCACUAAGCUCGCUUCUUGUCACAUUCCUCGUCAUGGCGGAUGAUCAGGCAAAAAAGCCCGCCGUUCUGAUCGUGGGUGGUCUUGGGUUCAUUGGUCGCCAUCUUGCCCUGCAUAUCCACGAAAACAACCUGGCCUCGGAAGUCCGACUGGUCGACAAAGUCCUCCCUCAGCUUGCCUGGUUGGCCCCUGAGUUUCAAGAAGCUUGCUCGAAAGACAAGUUUGUCCAAGCUGAUGCCAGUCGAGAACAGCACUUUCCCCGGAUCUUUGACCGUGCCAACGGCGAACAGUUCGACUAUGUGAUAAACUGUGGUGGAGAAACCCGACACUCGCAGCCUGAUGAUGUUUACGAGGUCCGCAGCUAUGCCCUCACCGUUGCCCUCGGUCGCGAAGUCGCCCGUCGAGGCAUCCGCUCUUUCGUCGAGUGCUCGACUGCACACGUUUACAAAGGUGGCUCGAGUCCGCGCAAGGAGGACGACAAGUUGCAGCCCUGGCACAAGCUCGCUAAGUGGAAGAUGAAGGCCAGUGAGGAGCUGCAGAAGAUCCCCAACCUUCACUACUGCUUGCUUCGGUUGCCACACGUCUAUGGCGAGUAUGAUUCCGGUUAUUUUGCAAUGGGUAUCUGCCUUGCGCGAGUUCACUUGGAAUUGCAGAAGAACUUGGAACUUCUGUACACAAAGGACCUGAAGAUCAACACAAUCUACAUCAAAGAUGCAGCAGGUGCGCUCUGGAAAGCAGCAGAAUGGAGGGCAAGCGCUCCGACGGAUGGGUCGGCCCCCAUUGCUUUCAACGUGGUCGACCAUGGUGACACUCGCCAAGAGCACAUAGCAGAUGCUCUGUCGGAGGUGUUCGGCAUGAAGGUCGAGUUCCUCGGUUCUUUGGCAUCUCAAUUCGCUAAGAUGAACCUGGACGAUGUUGUGGAUGAUAUGAACGAGGAGUGCCUGCAGGGCUGGGCCGACCUGCUUGAAGAGAAGAAAAUUCAUAGGCCAGGACCGAUCAGCCCGUUCUUGGAGCGGGAUGUUCUCAGGGACCAGGACAUGUCCAUCGAUGGCACAUUGUUUGAAAAGACCACAGGCUGGAAGCCUACUCGUGAGCGCUUCGAUGCUGAUGCUGUUCGGGCCAUGGUUGAAAGCUACAAACGAAUGGGCUGGUGGCCUUAAACAUAUGGGUCGACGCGAAUCUCCUUACCGACCACCACUUUCUAAACAUGAUACGCGCAAGUGUCAUCGCGACCGAUU